GGGAGGGUGGGUGUCAGUCCCAACCACCCAAAAAGUCAUCCGCUUCUUUUCCACGUGUUAGAGAUCAGUCCCCUGUCUGUCAGGACGAAAGGUCUGCCCUUCACAUUUCAACUUACAGUUGGAACACCGCAAGCAUGGGGAAAGGGAGUGGUGCCGAAAAUGGAGGAGGAAAGAAGAAGAAGAAGGAGAGGGACUUGGAUGAGCUCAAGAAGGAGGUGUCCAUGGAUGAUCACAAGAUAUCAUUAGACGAUCUGGAAAGGCGCUACACAGUCGACUUGGCUCGGGGUUUGACCAAUGCCAAGGCUCUGGAGGUGCUGGCCAGGGAUGGGCCCAACGUGCUUACCCCCCCUCCAACCACGCCAGAGUGGGUGAAGUUCUGCCGUCAGCUGUUCGGGGGCUUCUCCUUGCUCCUCUGGAUCGGUGCCAUCCUCUGCUUCCUGGCCUACAGUAUCCAAGUGGCCACUGAAGACGAGCCAGCCAAUGACAACUUGUACCUGGGAGUGGUUCUGUCAGCUGUGGUCAUCAUCACUGGCUGUUUCUCUUACUACCAAGAGGCCAAGAGCUCCCGCAUUAUGGACUCAUUCAAGAACAUGGUUCCUCAGCAAGCCCUGGUGAUCAGGGAGGGAGAGAAAAUGACAAUCAAUGCAGAGCUAUUGGUGAGGGGAGACCUGGUGGAGAUCAAAGGAGGAGACCGGAUCCCUGCCGACCUCCGAGUCGUCUCCGCUGCUGGCUGCAAGGUGGAUAACUCUUCUCUGACUGGGGAGUCAGAGCCUCAGACACGCACAACAGAGUUCACCCAUGAAAACCCCCUGGAGACUCGGAACAUCGCCUUCUUCUCCACCAACUGUGUGGAGGGCACAGCCCAUGGUGUAGUAGUAGGUACCGGUGACCAUACAGUGAUGGGCCGUAUUGCCACCCUGGCCUCGGGGCUGGAGACAGGCCAGACUCCCAUCAACAUGGAGAUCGAGCACUUCAUCCACCUGAUCACAGGCGUGGCUGUGUUCCUGGGGGUGUCCUUCUUCAUCCUGGCCAUCAUCCUGGGAUACACCUGGCUGGAGGCUGUCAUCUUCCUCAUCGGCAUCAUCGUGGCCAAUGUACCAGAGGGUCUGCUGGCCACCGUCACUGUUUGUCUCACCCUCACUGCCAAGCGCAUGGCCAAGAAGAACUGCCUGGUCAAGAAUCUGGAAGCUGUGGAGACCCUGGGUUCUACCUCCACCAUCUGUUCCGACAAGACAGGGACCCUGACCCAGAACCGCAUGACCGUGGCCCACAUGUGGUUCGACAACAUGAUCCAUGAGGCCGACACUACGGAGGACCAGUCUGGUGCCACCUUUGACAAGAGCUCAGCUACAUGGCACUCUCUGUCUCACGUGGCUGGACUCUGCAACCGCGCUGAGUUCAAAGCUGGGCAGGAUAACUUCCCCAUCCUCAAGAGGGACACUGCUGGCGACGCGUCAGAGUCUGCGCUGUUGAAAUGUAUCGAGCUCUCCUGUGGGUGUGUCCGCUCUAUGAGAAACAGAUACCCCAAGGUGGGAGAGAUUCCCUUCAACUCGACCAACAAGUACCAGCUUUCCAUUCAUGAACAUGAAGACAAUGAAAAUGGCCACCUACUCGUUAUGAAGGGAGCACCUGAGAGAAUAUUGGACAGGUGUAGCACCAUCAUGAUCCACGGUCAGGAGGUUCCAAUGGAUGCCAACUGGAACGAAGCUUUCCAGAGUGCCUACAUGGAGCUGGGAGGGCUGGGAGAGAGAGUUCUAGGGUUCUGUCACUUGCCACUGUCUCCGGCCCAGUUCCCUCGGGGGUUUACCUUCGACUGUGAAGAUGUCAACUUCCCUACUGAAGGACUGUGUUUUGUGGGCCUCAUGUCCAUGAUUGACCCUCCCCGCGCUGCCGUGCCCGACGCUGUGGGGAAGUGCCGCUCUGCUGGGAUUAAGGUUAUCAUGGUGACAGGCGACCAUCCAAUCACUGCUAAAGCCAUCGCUAAAGGUGUGGGCAUCAUCUCCGAGGGCAACGAGACUGUGGAGGACAUCGCUGAAAGGCUGAAUAUUCCACUGAGCCAAGUCAACCCCAGGGAUGCCAAGGCCUGUGUGGUGCACGGGGGGGACCUGAAGGACAUGAGCGCAGAAUACUUGGAUGACCUGCUCAGGAACCACACUGAGAUAGUGUUCGCCCGCACCUCACCUCAGCAGAAACUCAUCAUCGUAGAGGGCUGCCAGAGAACGGGGGCAAUUGUUGCGGUUACUGGGGACGGAGUGAACGACUCACCUGCCCUGAAGAAGGCUGAUAUCGGGGUUGCCAUGGGGAUCGCUGGGUCUGACGUCUCCAAGCAGGCUGCUGACAUGAUCCUCCUGGACGACAACUUCGCCUCUAUCGUCACAGGAGUGGAGGAAGGCCGUCUGAUCUUUGAUAAUUUGAAAAAGUCCAUUGCCUACACUCUGACCAGUAACAUUCCAGAGAUCAGCCCCUUCCUCCUCUUCAUCAUUGCCAGUAUUCCCCUGCCCCUGGGCACUGUCACCAUCCUCUGUAUCGACCUGGGAACUGACAUGGUUCCUGCUAUCUCAUUGGCCUAUGAGACGGCUGAGAGUGACAUCAUGAAGCGUCAGCCCCGGUGCCCAAAGACGGACAAGCUGGUGAACGACAGACUGAUCAGCAUGGCCUACGGACAGAUAGGUAUGAUCCAGGCCAUAGCAGGUUUCUUCACCUACUUUGUGAUCCUGGCUGAGAAUGGUUUCUGGCCAGGGACCCUCCUUGGCAUCCGUCUGAACUGGGAUGACCGUGCAAACAAUGAGGUGGAAGACAGCUAUGGACAGCAGUGGACCUAUGAGCAGCGAAAGGUAAUUGAGUUCACCUGUCAUACCUCGUUCUUUGCGAGCAUCGUGGUGGUGCAAUGGGCUGAUCUGGUUAUCUGCAAGACCAGGAGGAACUCUGUCUUCCAGCAGGGCAUGAAGAAUCGUAUCCUGAUCUUUGGCCUGUUUGCUGAGACUGCUCUGGCUGCCUUCCUGUCCUACUGCCCAGGAAUGGACAUCGCCCUCCGCAUGUACCCCUUGAAGGUCUCCUGGUGGUUCUGUGCCCUCCCAUACAGUGUACUCAUCUUCAUCUAUGAUGAGAUCCGCAAGCUCAUCAUCAGGAGGUGUCCUGGAGGUUGGGUGGAACAGGAGACUUAUUAUUAACAUUCAGAAAAUUGUUAUUGUGAGUUUGAAUUUCUGUCAGUCUGUGUUAAUGAAAGGGGAAAGGGGGGAUAUCUAAUCAGUUGCACAACUGAAUGCAUUCAACUGAAAUGUGUCUUCUGCAUUUAACCCAACCCCUCUGAAUGAGUGAGUAUAUUUGUGUAUGCAAGGUCUAGCUUAGCAAAGAACAUAGCUUUUGUGUGCACAACAAAAAUACCUUACAAAUUGAAUUUUGUCUUUGAAAGUGAUUAACAAUGGGUGGUCAUCUGCCGUUUUUAAAAUAAGCCUAAAUCACCAUGGUUAGUGUGUGUUUGUUUGUCUACCAGGCAAUUGGCCUAUUAUUGCAUGGAUCAGUUUAUCAGUACACAGUGCUGGUUCUCAUAGAGAAUUCUGCUGCAAAUAAACUUGUAAUUGUGAUUUGACAUUUCUGAGUUUUCCAGAUGACAAUUAUUGUACUAGAAGGAUUUUCCAAACCCAAAUGUCAACCUAACAAGAUGUUGCAACAUGCCUGUACCAUACCAAUACACCCUGAAUAUUUUUUCCUUCAACGAUUAAAAACAAAAAUCAGUGCUGAAGGCUAUUCAUCCCUAAUGGGACCCUAUUCUCUGCAUAGUACAGUUCAUUUGACCAGAGCCAUAUGGGCGCUGGUCAAAAGUAGUGCAGUAUGGAAUAGGGCGCCAUUUGGGUUAUCAUAGUCUGGUUGUGUAAAAUAAAUUGCUCUGAAAAAAUCUCGAUAUGAAAUAAAGUGAAUCUGCACAAAGCA
Oncorhynchus mykiss (rainbow trout) is the source of this 3930-nucleotide messenger RNA. Its product is annotated as sodium/potassium-transporting ATPase subunit alpha-2. Gene Ontology annotation, cellular component: plasma membrane. Gene Ontology annotation, biological process: sodium ion export across plasma membrane; proton transmembrane transport; intracellular potassium ion homeostasis. Lineage: Eukaryota; Metazoa; Chordata; Actinopteri; Salmoniformes; Salmonidae. The record is from RefSeq and is a predicted model, not a curated record. Gene Ontology annotation, molecular function: ATP binding; ATP hydrolysis activity; P-type sodium:potassium-exchanging transporter activity.